This is a messenger RNA of Aplysia californica (California sea hare), 2890 nucleotides long. RefSeq names its product kelch-like protein 21. The coding region runs from base 183 to 1925 and encodes 580 amino acids. The transcript has 2 exons. NCBI's taxonomy places the organism in Eukaryota, Metazoa, Mollusca, Gastropoda, Aplysiida, Aplysiidae. The record is from RefSeq and is a predicted model, not a curated record. Gene Ontology annotation, molecular function: protein binding.
UGUAUGCCAAUAUGGCGCUGACCGUGUCAACAAGGUGUUUAUUGUAAUCCUGUAGAGUCAAACAGAAUAGUCACAGCAGAGGCAUGGGAUAAUCUGCAAAGAGAACUCCUCCGAUUCUUUUGGCCUACUUCCUCACACAGUGUGCAGACGUCAAACUUGACUAGUAAUCUCAACCAAAGACUAUGGCUGCCCAAGCAGACUCUCAACCUGAUGUGGGUUCCCACCUUCUACAUGACAACUUAUACGGGUCGAAUAUGCUCAUGAAGCUGAAUGAGUUUCGACUAGGAUCUCUCUUCACCGACGCUGUCCUCUGUGUGGGCCAAGAAGAGUUUCCUUGUCAUAAGAAUGUUCUAGCCGUUAGCUCCCCGUACUUCCAGGCCAUGUUUACAAGUGAUCUCAAAGAAAGUCGUGAGAACAAGAUCAGCUUUAAUGACAUCUCACCUUGGACACUGAAGCUAGUCAUUGAUUAUGCGUACAGUGGCAAGAUUGAGAUCACCGCCAACAAUGCUCAAGAAAUGCUUGCUGCUGCCUGUCUGUUCCAGUACCCGGCUAUAGUCUCAGCUUGUGAAACUUUUUUAGAACAACAGCUCCACCCAUCUAAUUGUCUAGGUAUUGAGAUGUUCGCUCAUCUGCAUUCUUGCACAGGACUUGUGGAGAAAGCACACCAGUUUGCUCUUGAAAAUUUCACUGUAGUUGUAGAGAAUGAUGAGUUUUUAGAUUUACCUCUAGAUAGGCUACAAGGAUACAUUUCAAGUGACCUUAUUGAUGUGAGAACGGAAGAAAGCGUGUUUCAUGCUGCCAUGCGAUGGAUCAAAUUUGACUUGGAUGCACGUGAGGUACACCUGUCGGAGCUCUUAGAGAACGUCAGACUGGCUGUGCUGGACCUCUCCAACCUGAAACUCAUCGAGAACAACCCGCUGGUGUGUGCCUCGGAAAAGUGCUUGACCUUGGUGCAGGAGGCUCAGCAGCUAAAGCAGUCAUUCCACGAGACUCAGGGUGGGAAGCGGCGACGAAGCAUGCAGGACUCCAUCGUCCAGCCCCGUCCCUCAACGGUUGCCAAGGAGAUGAUGGUGGUUUUAGGCGGCCUUCCCUACAACAGUUCUUUGUCUUGCAGCGUCGAGAUGUAUGACCCUCAUAAAGAGAAAUGGUUCAACCUGGCUGACCUUCCCUUGCGGGUUACCUGGUGCAGCAUUGCUGUGCUCAAUAACUCUAUCUAUGUGGCAGGCGGCAUUCAUGAAGGCCACAUCAUUUCAAAGGUCUGGAAGUUUGAUGCAAUGGAGAGAUCAUGGCACUCCAUGUCCCCUAUGCUCAAACCAAGAGCCAGGCACACGGCUGCCAUCAUCGAUGACAAAAUGUACGUCCUCGGUGGUGUCAGGUAUGAGCGCAAGAUGCUGAGUGUGGAGACGAUCGAGUGUUACAACCCAGUGACCAAUAAAUGGAGCGCGGCAGGAAGGACCAUGUUUCCGCGAAAGGAAUCGUGUGUCGUCCCAUACAACAACACAAUUGUGGAGGUCGGAGGCCUUCAAGGAGAGGAGGCCAUAGUCAAAACCAUGGAUAGCUACCACAUUGUGGGAGACACGAUUCGCCCUUCAGGUGAGCAGUUUGUGCUACCCGAGAAUAUACGGUACGCUCAGAUCGUUGUCAUUAAUGCUGUCUUCUACAUCAUAUGGGAGGACAGCUGCAAAAUGAUUGCCCUGAACGCUCAGAAACGGACAUACAAAUUUCUUCCCAGUCUCAGGCAUUCCCGCAUUCACAGCGGUGCGUCCGUCGUGAAUGGAAAGAUUUACGUGACGGGCGGUUUGAUUGACUCCAAGCCCACGGACCUGGUGGAAUGUUUUGACCCAGUGACUGAAGAGUGGACCGAGGUGACCCCCAUGUCUGAGGGACGGGCUUACCACGGCUGUGUCACGCUCAAGAUGUGUUGAUUUGUCUCCCUUGCUUUGAUUCAAAUAGUCAUUGGUAGAUAAUCUGGAGAUUUACAGCCAUGUGCUAAUGGACCAAAAAGAUAUUAUGUUGCUCAAAAUGAUCAAAAAUUAAUUUUUAUUGAUUUUUUUAACAGUAGGAGGAGUGAUGGAGCUUUCAACUAGACAUUCUAGAGAACAAAAUGCCUCAAUGUCCUUUAUAAUUGUACUAAGAGUGUAUCUUCUAAUCAGAUCACACAUUUAAAAUGUUUUUACUUUGGAAAGAGAAAUGUGUGCUUUUAAAUGUGUCUGAGGUCGUUUAACCGUUUUGACUGUUUGUAAUUUUGUAAUUAGUAUGCUUCAGGAAAAUAGGAAUUUUUUAUGUAUAUUAUGUCUUCUCCUCAGGAAGAUGCACCCUUUUUGUUAAAAUGAUGUCUUUAUUUAUUGGUCUUUUCCUAUAAGAAUGGUUUAAUAUAAAAAUAUGUAGAGGACAUUAUGAUGCAGUAAAAGCUUAUUUGCCAUGGACCUAAGCGUUGCUGUGAAUUACAAGUAGUAUUACUGAAAAGUAACUAUUAUCACACCAGUAACUCAAUGGUGAUCAUAUGUAAGUGAGUGCUGUAUACGCUUGUUAUGGGGUUACAUAGAGAAUUUCAACAAUCACAUACCGGUAUAUAUUUGAUGUGCUUGGACACCAGGCUCUGCUAACACAGUGUGAGCCCUUGAGUUAGAGUGGGUGCAUGGUAGCUUUGUCAAAGCUUUAAUUUAAAUGCCUCAUUGCUUCUGUCAUACUUUCAGUGUGCAGUACAUUUGCAGUGGUCUGUAUUGGACAAUAUGGGUUAUUUCUUAGAUCCUUCAUUAUUACAUGUAUGUAUUACUAAAUCAUUACAUGUGACUUCAAUUCUAGUGGGUUCUAAAUUAUGAUAUAUAUGGAUGAAGAGCUUCAGUUAGAAGCCCAAACAUCUAUAGUUUGAAACUUAUCAUUUAUCAAA